CGGGCCGCACCCCAGGCCUCUCCUCGCGCCCGCAUCGCGCCGCGCCGCGCCGCGUCGCAUGCCCCCCAACCCGACGCCGCCGCGCCGAGACCGCAGCAUCCAGCAGGAGGGGACAGGGACGGGGUCCAGGGCGGCGAGCAUGGCGGUGGAGCGGGAUCAGGGCGAGGAGGCGUUCGAGGAGGUGGACCCGACGGGGCGGUUCGGGCGGUACGCGGACGUGCUGGGGCUCGGGUCCGUCAAGAAGGUGUACCGCGGGUUCGACCAGGAGGAGGGGAUCGAGGUGGCGUGGAACCGCGUCCGGCUGCGGGCGCUGGCGGACCGCGACCCCGGCAUGGUGGACCGGCUCCACGCCGAGGUGCGCCUGCUGCGAUCGCUCCACCACGAGCACAUCAUCGGGUUCCACAAGGUGUGGCUGGACCGCGACGCCGGUGUGCUCAACUUCAUCACCGAGGUCUGCACCUCGGGGAGCCUCCGCGAAUACCGCCAGCGCCACCGCCACGUCUCCGUCAAGGCGCUCAAGAAGUGGGCGCGACAGAUCCUCGAGGGACUCAACCACCUCCACACCCAUGACCCCUGCAUCAUCCACCGCGACCUCAACUGCAGCAACGUCUUCAUCAAUGGCAACAACGGACAGGUCAAGAUCGGCGACCUCGGGCUGGCGGCCAUCGUGGACAAGACGCACGUGGCGCACACGAUCCUGGGCACGCCGGAGUUCAUGGCGCCGGAGCUGUACACAGAGACGUACACGGAGUCGGUGGACAUCUACUCGUACGGCAUGUGCGUGCUGGAGAUGGUGACGCGGGAGGUGCCCUACGCCGAGUGCGGCAGCGUCGUGCAGAUCUUCCACAACGUCACCCGGGGCGUGCCGCCCGCCGCGCUCAAGCGGCUCAAGGACCCCGAGCUGCGCGCCUUCAUCGAGCGGUGCAUCGGCCAGCCCCGGAACCGGCCCACGGCCGCCGAGCUCCUGCAGGACCCCUUCUUCAGCGGCAUCGGCGCCGACGACGACGACGACGCGCUGGCGGACGAGGCCAGCGUCGUCGCCGUUCCGCCCGUGCCGCGCCCCAGGAGCUAUGUCGAUGACCUCGCCGGGCUCCGGCUGGAUUAAUUGAUCGAAGCAUUCAUCAAUCAGCACCGGGAUUCCAGUUUAAUUUACAGGUCUUCUUGGUGAAUUCCUGGCCGGCGAGCGAAUUGCAAGUGUCUAUAGAUUAUGUCUCCCUGGCGAUUGAGUAGUUAAUUUGCACUAUUUCUAAUGAUCACCGUGUCCUGCAUGCUGGAUCCUCUACUAUUCUAUGUUCCUUUCCAUUAUGAAUCGCGAUACACUACGGGUAGAAUUAGAUGCCUGUAGCAAUAAAGUAUCGUCAACAAAGAGUAAGUUAGAUCUGGUAGACAUAUAGCUUCAAACAUGUUAUUGUAAUUUUCAUUGGCUUAAUUUGCGCGAGAUGAAGCGCUGUAUUUGACUU
Messenger RNA from Phragmites australis (common reed), 1460 nucleotides. RefSeq names its product probable serine/threonine-protein kinase WNK5. Gene Ontology annotation, biological process: protein phosphorylation; intracellular signal transduction. NCBI's taxonomy places the organism in Eukaryota, Viridiplantae, Streptophyta, Magnoliopsida, Poales, Poaceae. Bases 59 to 1105 code for a protein of 348 amino acids. The record is from RefSeq and is a predicted model, not a curated record. Gene Ontology annotation, cellular component: cytoplasm. The transcript has 2 exons. Gene Ontology annotation, molecular function: protein serine/threonine kinase activity; ATP binding.